CAGAGAAGAGUUGAUACAUUCAGAGGGAAGGGAAGGGCUGUCUGGGAGUGCGCGUGCUGAGUAAACAGAAAUAACAGAUUUCAGCGUUGGAAAGAGAAGCCCGGGACAGGUUGGUGGGUGCCCCAUUCAGGGCUGGACUUUACUAAGGGUUUUUGUUUCUUUGUUUGUUUUUUGUUGAGACAGAGUUUGCUCUUGUCACCAGGCUGGAGUGCAGUGGUGCGAUCUCGGCUCACUGUAACCUCCGCCUGCUGGGUUUAAGUGAUUCUCCUGCCUCCGCCUUGGGAGAAGCUGGGAUUACAGGCACCUGCAGGUGCCAGGAUUACAGGUGGCAGGUGCCACCACGCCUGGCUAAUUUUUAAAUUUUUCUAGAGACGGGGUUUCACCAUGUUGGCCAGGCUGGUCUCGAACUCCUGCCCUCAGGUGAUUCACCCGCCUCGGCCUCCCAAAGUGCUGGGAUGACAGGUGUGAGCCACCGCGCCUGACCACUAAGUUUUUUUUUUUUUUUUUUGAGACGGAGUCUCGUUCUAUUUCCCAGGCUGGAGUGCAGUGGCGCCAUCCUGGCUCACUGUAACCUCCGCCUCCCAGGUUCAAAUGAUUCUCCUGCCUCAGCGUCCAGAGAAGCUGGGAUUAUAGGUGCUCACCACCACGCCUGGCUAACUUUUUUCUUUUUACUAGAGAAGGGGUUUCACCAUGUUGGUCAGAAUGGUCUCGAACUCCUGACCUCAGGGUGAUCCACCCUCCUCGGACUCCCAAAGUGCUGGGAUGACAGGCGUGAGCCACCGCACCCGGCCACUAACAUAUCUUUAAUAAGAUCCGUCAUCUGAGACCAGGGGCCACCUCCCUGUCCGGGUGCUGUUUUCCACGAAACAGGGAGGAAACACAGGCAGGAGACCCUGGACACCAGCAUUCACGCCUCCAAGGCUGAAUUUACUAUGUCAGGAAGUUGCCCAACCCUGCCUGUAUAGCCAGCAAGAAUUCUAAUUAUAGCAAACAGAAACACUUGCAGAAAAAAAAAUGAGAACGGGAACAUGACAAUUUUCAAAGAAAGAGUCUUUCUUUCAAGGAAAGUCAGGUUCAUGGUUACGAAGCUGCUGACCCCAGGAUCCCAGCCCGUGGGAGAGAAGGGGGUCUCUGACAGCCCCCACCUCUCCCCACUGCCAGAUCCUUAUCGGGUCUGAGUUUCAGGGGUGGGGCCCCAGCUGGAGGUUAUAAAACAGCUCAAUCGGGGGAGUACAACCUUCGGUUUCUCUUCGGGGAAAGCUGCUUUCGGCACACACGGGAAGAUAUCAGAAACAUCCUAGGAUCAGGACACCCCAGAUCUUCUCGACUGGAACCACGAAGGCUGUUUCUUCCACACAGCACUUUGAUCUCCAUUUAAGCAGGCACCUCUGUCCUGCGUUCCGGAGCUGCGUUCCCGAUGGUCCUCCUUUGGCUCACGCUGCUCCUGAUCGCCAUGCCCUGUCUCCUGCAAACGAAGGAAGAUCCAAACCCACCAAUCACGAACCUAAGGAUGAAAGCAAAGGCUCAGCAGUUGACCUGGGACCUUAACAGAAAUGUGACCGAUGUCGAGUGUGUCAAAGACGCCGACUAUUCUAUGCUGGCAAUGAACAAUAGCUAUUGCCAGUUCGGAGCAAUUUCCUUAUGUGAAGUGACUAACUACACCGUCCGAGUGGCCAACCCACCAUUCUCCACGUGGAUCCUCUUCCCUGAGAACAGUGGGAAGCCUCGGGCAGGUGCGGAGAAUCUGACCUGCUGGAUUCACGACGUGGAUUUCUUGAGCUGCAGCUGGGCGGUAGGCCCGGCAGCCCCCGCGGACGUCCAGUACGACCUGUACUUGAAUGUUGCCAAGCGUCAACAGUACGAGUGUCUUCACUACAAAACGGAUGUUCAGGGAACACGUACCGGGUGUCGUUUCGAUGACAUCUCUCGACUCUCCAGCGGUUCUCAAAGUUCCCACAUCCUGGUGCGGGGCAGGAGCGCAGCCUUCAGUAUCCCCUGCACAGAUAAGUUUGUCGUCUUUUCACAGAUUGAGAUAUUAACUCCACCCAACAUGACUGCAAAGUGUAAUAAGACACAUUCCUUUAUGCACUGGAAAAUGAGAAGUCAUUUCAAUCGCAAAUUUCGCUAUGAGCUUCAGAUACAAAAGAGAAUGCAGCCUGUUAUCACAGAACAGGUCAGAGACAGAACCUCCUUCCAGCUACUCAAUCCUGGAACGUACACAGUACAAAUAAGAGCCCGGGAAAGAGUGUAUGAAUUCUUGAGCGCCUGGAGCACCCCCCAGCGCUUCGAGUGCAACCAGGAGGAGGGCGCAAACACACAUGCCUGGCGGACGUCGCUGCUGAUGGCGCUGGGGACGCUGCUGGCCCUGGUCUGUGUCUUCCUGAUCUGCAGAAGGUAUCUGGUGAUGCAGAGACUCUUUCCCCGCAUCCCUCACAUGAAGGACCCCAUCGGUGACAGCUUCCAAAACGACAAGCUGGUGGUCUGGGAGGCAGGCAAAGCCGGCCUGGAGGAGUGUCUGGUGACUGAAGUACAGGUCGUGCAGAAAACUUGAGACUGGGGUUCAGGGCCUGUGGGGGUCUGCCUCAAUCUCCCUGGCCGGGCCAGGCGCCUGCACAGACUGGCUGCUGGACCUGUGCACGCGGCCCAGGAAUGGACAUUCCUAACGGGUGGUGGGCAUGGGAGAUGCCUGUGUAAUUUAGUCCGAAGCUGCCAGGAAGAACAGAACUUUGUGUGUUUAUUUCAUGAUAAAGUGAUUUUUUUUUUUUAA
This is a messenger RNA of Gorilla gorilla gorilla (western lowland gorilla), 2767 nucleotides long. RefSeq names its product interleukin-3 receptor subunit alpha. Lineage: Eukaryota; Metazoa; Chordata; Mammalia; Primates; Hominidae. The record is from RefSeq and is a predicted model, not a curated record. Gene Ontology annotation, cellular component: external side of plasma membrane; membrane. Gene Ontology annotation, molecular function: cytokine receptor activity; protein binding. Bases 1418 to 2551 code for a protein of 377 amino acids. The transcript has 12 exons. Gene Ontology annotation, biological process: cytokine-mediated signaling pathway.